Punica granatum (pomegranate) is the source of this 3972-nucleotide messenger RNA. The record is from RefSeq and is a predicted model, not a curated record. NCBI's taxonomy places the organism in Eukaryota, Viridiplantae, Streptophyta, Magnoliopsida, Myrtales, Lythraceae.
UCUUGGGAGAGGAAGCGGAAAGGGGGAAGAAAGGAGAGAGGAAGGAGAGGGAAGAGAGAGAGAGAGAGAGAGAGAGAGAGAGAGAGAGGAGAGUUUUGCGGUAGAAAUUUAUGGGAAUUAAGUGCAUUUCCUUGCAUGGCCAAGGGAGGUUUCCAGCCUCUUGGGGCGGCUCCUUCAGGCAUUGAUUCUUGCUUUUAAGGCUGGUCUCUGUUGAAAUUAAGGGCUAUCCCCUCGUGUUUGAGGCUUUGCUUUCCCUUCUUUGUGCCCAGAAGGCGAGCCCUCCAUCGGCUUUAGAAGGGAAAGAAAGCUUAUUCAGGGGGAAGCCUGAAUCUCGCGGCUAUCAGGCAGACCAGACUUCUGCAAAAUGAGUGUUAUAUCAGGUGUAAUCUCGAGGCAAGUCUUGCCUGCAUGCGGCAGCCUCUGCUUCUUCUGCCCGGCAAUGAGGGCAAGGUCAAGGCAGCCUGUCAAGAGAUACAAGAAGCUGAUUUCCGAUAUAUUUCCUCGAUCCCCGGAUGAAGAGCCAAAUGACCGGAAGAUAGGAAAGCUGUGCGAAUAUGCUGCUAAGAAUCCUCUGCGCAUUCCAAAGAUCACCAACACACUGGAGCAGAGAUGUUACAAGGAAUUGAGGAUUGAAAAUUUCAGAUUCGCCAAAAUCGUCAUGCUCAUCUACCGGAAAUUGCUGAUUACUUGUAAAGAUCAAAUGCCUCUGUUUGCAAGUAGCUUGUUGACCAUCAUUCUCACUCUGAUGGAUCAAACCAGGCAAGAUGAAAUGCGGAUCAUAGGAUGUGAGACUCUCUUCGACUUUGUCAAUAAUCUGAGGGAUGGCACUUAUAUGUUCAAUUUAGAAAGCUUUAUUCCGAAACUUUGUCAAUUUGCUCAAGAAGUAGGGGAAGAUGAAAGGGCACAGCAAAUACGCUCAUCAGGGCUACAAGCCCUUUCAGCGAUGAUUUGGUUCAUGGGCGAGUACUCACAUGUUUCGGCUGAGUUUGACAACGUUGUUCAAGUGGUCCUGGAAAAUUAUGCAAGUGGAAAGAAAAGUGCUGAAAAUGACAAGCAAGGCCCCCAGAGUCGAUGGGUGCAAGAAGUUCUAAAGAACGAGGGUCACGUCCCUCCCUCAAUAGAAUAUGCCGUGAAUGUCCCUUCAUGGGACAAAAUCGUAAAUGAAAAAGGAGAAAUGAUUUUGACAGGGGAAGAUGCAAAGAAACCUUGCCUCUGGUCCCGAGUUUGUGUGCACAACAUGGCCAAGCUAGCCAAGGAGGCUACAACUACUCGCCGUGUCUUAGAGUCCUUGUUUAGAUAUUUUGACAAUGGAAAUCUAUGGUCUGCAGAGCACGGCCUCGCUUUCCCAGUUCUAAAGGAUAUUCAAGUCUUAAUGGAGAGUUCUGGCAAUGAGGGGCAAAACACGCACUUUUUGCUGUCUAUACUAAUCAAGCAUCUUGACCAUCGUAACGUCCUGAAACAGCCCAGCAUGCAGCUCGACAUAGUAGAACUCACCACCUUCCUCGCUCAGCAGGCGAAGGUUGAGGCUUCUGUGCCCAUUAUCGGUGCAGUAAGCGACAUCAUGAGGCAUCUGCGGAAGAGCAUACACUGCUCUCUUGAUGAUGCUAACCUCGGAGAUGAUGUGAUUAAGUGGAACAGAAGAUUCGGGGAGAUGGUGGACGAGUGCCUUGUAGAGCUUUCCCUUAAGGUUGGAGAUGCAGGUCCCAUCCUAGAUAUCAUGGCUGCGAUGUUGGAGAAUAUCUCGACCAUUACUGUUAUUUCUAGAACAACCAUAUCCACUGUUUAUCGUACAGCUCAGAUUGUGGCCUCUCUCCCGAAUUUGACGUAUCAAAACAAGGCGUUUCCUGAGGCUCUGUUUCAUCAGUUACUCCCAGCUAUGGUCCAUCCCGAUCACGAGACACGGAUCGCUGCUCACCGAAUCUUCUCAGUUGUUCUUGUACCGUCUUCAAUUUGUCCCCAACUGUCCUCCUCAUCUGCUCAUCCCCAUGAGACAACAAAGAAGGGGCCGGACCUUCCGAGAACACUUUCAAGAACCGUCUCCGUAUUCUCUUCCUCAGCUGCCCUAUUUGAGAAGCUGAGAAACGAGAAGAAUUUCUUGAGAAAUAGCAAUGCCUCCCAAGAUGACAAAGAUAAAAGUGCGGGUGAUGCGAACAAUAUGGGAAUGUUGAGCAGACUGAAGUCAUCUUACAGCCGAGCGUACAGUAUGCGAAAUCCCGCUGUACCACCAGUAAUUGCUGCAACUCCUGUCGCCAAGUUAAAUAAGGAACUCGAGGCUUCUUCCCUCAGAUUGAGUAGCCGUCAGAUCACCCUCUUGCUCUCAUCCAUUUGGGCGCAGUCAAUCUCCCCAGAAAACAUGCCCGAGAAUUACGAAGCUAUCGCCCAUACGUACAGCCUCGUAUUGCUCUUCUCCAGAGCCAAGAAUUCCAGCAAUGAGGUUCUGGUACGGAGUUUUCAGCUUGCAUUUUCUCUGCGACAUAUUUCCCUCAACGAAGGAGGACCACUGCCACCUUCUCGUCGAAGAUCGCUUUUUACUUUGUCGACUUCGAUGAUCGUCUUUUCAUCGAUAGCCUACAGUGUUCUCCCCCUUAUUUACUGUGCCAAGGCAGCACUUUCAGACAAGACGGUUGAUCCCUUCCUGGAGUUGGUCGAAGACCGGAAGCUACAGGCGGUAAACAACGAGUCCAAACACCAUAUGGAUGCUUACGGAUCUAAGGAGGAUGAUGCUUCUGCCUUGAAAUCUCUCGCGCAAAUUCAGCUUUCUGAGGAUCAGACAAGAGAAUCCUUUGCCUCUGAAAUUGUCAAGACCUUAGGAACCUUGCCUGAGUCAAACUUGUCCACCAUCCACGAGCAGUUGGUCAGCGAAUUUCUACCCGAUGAAGUCUGCCCUCUGGGAGCCCAGUCGAUCAUGGGUUCUCCAGGCAAACUAUAUCCUGACGAAAUGAAAGACAGUGAACCUCGCGGGCAGCCUCCUUCCAUAUUAUCGGCAGAAGAGGAGGCUUUCACGGAUUCAUUUGAGAGUCAAACCAAACAGAACUUCGAUGCAAAUAUGGGUGGUUCUAAUCUCUUGAGUGUAGAUCAGCUACUAGAAUCUGUUCUGGAGACGGCACAUCAAGUUGGGAGACUGUCUGUCUCAACAGCACCGGAUGUGCCAUACAAGGAUAUGGCCCGGCAUUGUGAGGCCCUUCUGAUAGGGAAGCAACAGAAGAUGUCAACCUUGGUCAGCGUCCCGCAGAGACAGGAAAGUAUUAUGAAUGUUCCUGCACAGAACAUCAGCGAUGCAUCCCAUUUUACUGCUGAAAACGGCUUUCACCGGGUUGGGAAUCCGUUUGUUGAUUAUAAUGUGAAUUCGCAGAAAUCACCAGCCAGUGUGGUCCCGCUGCUGUGUGCGAGUGAAUUCCAGCAUAAUCCGGACAUGUUCAGGCUGCCUGCGUCCAGCCCAUAUGAUAACUUCCUGAAAGCUGCUGGUUGCUGAUCCUUCUGAGGCUCGGGGAUGGACGCGAUUCAGUGAUAAGUAUAAAUGAAGAACAUACCAACUACAGAACCAUUGACCUCCAGAUCAAAUGCAGCUGAGUGAUCUCUGACAGCGAGCAUUUGCCGUGGCUGCUCCUCGGUAGAUGGAUUGAUGAAGACACAGCGAAAUCUCGUCGAGAUCACUACUUCGCUGCUCGUAAAUUCUUUCAUUCUUUUACAUAUAUUAUUUCAUUCGUACAGUGGUUCUGGGUUGUGGAAUGACUCUCGUAGAAGAGGUUGUGCUGAAGAGUCACACUUCUCUCACAAUGUCUGAGACCGCUCCAUCAUCAGAGUUCCCAUCUGCUUCUGUAACCCAUUUCAAUGUAUAAAAUAUAGUAGGAAUUCUUCAUUUUCUCAGCAUUUUGAUUAAGGCGUCUGUAAUUUCUCGAACCUGAACGUAAACGCAUAUAUAUAAUACAAUACUUAGUUACUGAGAAGAAGACAUGUCUUCUCAGAGUUUGA